Molecule: messenger RNA, 714 nt
Organism: Gloeophyllum trabeum ATCC 11539
Lineage: Eukaryota; Fungi; Basidiomycota; Agaricomycetes; Gloeophyllales; Gloeophyllaceae
Product: Nep1-domain-containing protein
Exons: 5
Coding region: 1-714 (237 amino acids)
Biological process (GO): rRNA base methylation
Cellular component (GO): small-subunit processome; nucleolus
Molecular function (GO): rRNA (pseudouridine) methyltransferase activity; rRNA binding
Source: RefSeq, a predicted model, not a curated record
AUGCUCCCCGUGCAGCACAGCGUGCCCAAGGCCAACUCGGGCCAGCGCAGGCUGUACGUGAUCCUCGAGCAGGCGUGCCUCGAGGCGUACCGCGUCAGCAGCGGCGCAAAGGCCAAGUCCGGCCGGCACGCCGACGACGGCGUCAAGUAUGCGCUGCUCAACUGCGACGACCACCAGGGCAUCCUCGCAAAGAUGGGGCGGGACAUUGCGGAUGCGCGCCCGGAUAUCACGCACCAGUGCCUGUUGACGCUGCUCGAUUCGCCGCUCAACAAGGCGGGCUUGCUGCAAAUUUACAUACACACGGCCAAGGGCGUGCUCAUCGAGGUCAACCCCCAUGUGCGCAUCCCGCGGACGUUCAAGCGGUUCAGCGGGCUCAUGGUCCAACUCCUGCACAAGCUGUCCAUUCGCGGCGUCAACGGCUCUGAGAAAUUAUUGAAAGUUAUCAAAAACCCCGUCACCGACCACCUCCCUCCCAACACCCACAAAAUCACGCUCUCCGGCGACGCCCCCACCGUCCGGCUCUCCUCUUACCUCCGCGCGCUCCCGGAGACGCACUCGAUCGCGAUCUUCGUCGGCGCGAUGGCAAGGGGCAAGGACGACUUUGCCGACGCCGUCGCGGACGAGAAGAUCAGCGUGAGCAACUACCCGCUCAGCGCGAGCGUCGCGUGCGGGAAGUUUUGCUGUGCGCUCGAGGAGAUGUGGGAUAUUAUCUGA